AUGAAGUCUUCAGGAAGGACAACCACCAGUGAUGAGUUCGAAGCAGCUGAAAGAGAAGCCAACAACGAAGAGGAAAGCUUUGAUGUUUUAGACGUUGUCAACACCAGGAUCCCUGGGUUUACAGAGGAGGAGCUCCGGAAAAUGGAGUCAUUUUCAGAACGAGGGGGGGAAGAAGCGCUAGCACAAGGAGUUCCUCCUAGCGCCACAUCCAAAGAAGAAGAGAAAGAACAGGAGAGCAAGAAGGUCAAGGCAGAAGUACAAGGUACUCUAGAUGACAAUACUUUCCUUUUGAAGGUUUUAACAGAACGACAGGCAGAAGAAUUGCCAUUAAGGCAGGCUAUGAACGUGGCAGCGUCCACAGAUAAUUUUGAUUUAGAGAAUCCCCAUGCUCCACCUCCAACAGACCUGGCGCAUCAUGAAAAAGUGGACACAAGAACUACAAAUCCAAAUCAUGAAGGCGCCGGAGCUGAUUUGCUGGAUCCACAAGCUCUGCCUCGGACAAGCCUGACCCGUGAUGAAGAAGUGGCUAGAAGAAUCACUAGUACGCCGGGUGCCUAUUCUGUGGCACCUGGCUUCGAACUUCCAACAACUGCCGCCACAUAUGGCAUGCUUGCAGGACAUCCAGUAGCUGGGAUUGAGACAAACUCCAGCCUUCCAUCCGAAGUAGUAGCGCAGGAACGCUCCCUUGGUAAUAGUGGCUUGGCUGUGGCAAACCCAGUGGAUGAAACAUUUCACCAGGAUCUUCCCCAAGCUCAAGAGUUUGAGACCCAAGAAUCAACAAGAGACUCAACUGACAAGAAAUGCAAGCCCCCCCUUCCAUUGGGAGCCAUCGCAUUGGUGGCAGUCAUGAUCAUAAUCGUUGCCAUCAUGGUUCCUAGAAAGAAGGAUGAUGGUGUUGCCCCAAUGACUGCAGUUCCAACCAGUACGCCAUCAGCAGCACCACCCAUGUCUCUGGAUGGAACCAUCAAGGCGUUGCUAGAAGAGGAAACCCUAGUGGCUCUAGCAGACCCAGGGUCACCUCAGUUUAGGGCAUUUGAAUGGUUGUUGGAAGAUCCCAAUCUUCCUUCUUACUUGGAUGCUCACUUGAGGCAAAAGUUUGCCUUGGUGUCACUUUACUAUGCCACCAGUGGAGACACUUGGAAGGAUAAUACCAGCUGGCUUGACCACAGCAUAGACGAGUGUGAGUGGUACAAUGCACCUGACUUUGCUCAGAAGGCAUUGAUGGAUUCUCUAUAUCACGGGCACAUGUCUGGGUUUCCCCCAUCCACAGAGCCACCACCGCCACGAUGCAAUGAAGAUGGCCUGUAUCAGCAUCUUUGGUUGGACAAAAACACUCUUGUUGGGAACCUUCCAGAAGAGCUCUACAUGCUGACAAGCCUACAAACACUGUCUCUUGGGUACAACCAGCUUGAAGGCAGUCUUGGCAGCCGUAUUGGACAGCUUGCUGAUUUGGAGGGGCUGGCCAUUUAUGACCAACCACCAGGUGGCAUUCCUUCAGAGAUUGGCCUCCUAUCCAAGCUGAGAGGUCUGCUGCUUGCCAACAGCAACCAUCAAGGCCCUCUUCCAUCAGAGUUGUGGCAGCUGACCAAUUUGGAGCAUUUUGUUCUAUUUGACCAUCAGCAAAUGCAGGGAACCAUUUCCACAGAGGUGGGAAUGCUCUCAAAAUUGAAAUGGUUUGCUAUAGACAUCAGUGACGUCUCUGGCACUAUUCCAACAGAGCUUGGACAAAUAGAGACAUUGGAGUGGAUUCUUCUGGGGCGGAACAUGCUAUCUGGAUCCAUCCCAAGCGAGCUAGGCUUUUAUACCAGCAAGCAGCAUAUAUUCUUAGAUGGCAAUGACUUGGUGGGGACAAUUCCUAGUGAGUUGGGUUUGCUCACUUCUCUUUUUCGUCUUUCAUUUUGGGACAACCACAUCACUGGUACAGUCCCAAGUGAACUUUGUCUCCUCAAGAAUCUGGAUCUCGCAUUAGAUCUCGGGGUAAAUCUGCUAACAGGAAUCAUGCCAACAGAGCUUGGGCUGUUGACAGACCUACACGAUCUUUUGCUGGACCACAACCAACUCUCUGGCCAGAUCCCUAGUGAGUUUGGUGAACUUGCCAGUCUGCGUAUCACAAAUUUGGCAAACAAUAGCUUGUCAGGCUCUGUCCCAGUGGAACUAUCAUCUCUACAACAGACACUGCACUCAUUAUUGUUGGAUGGGAAUCCGAUGAUGACGGGAACUAUCCCAGAGCCCCUUUGCCACUUAAAUGGAACCUGUGUCAUACCAGCAGGUUUCGCGCAUUCAUGUGCGGGACGAAUGGGGGUGUUCUUUGGGUGUACUGAUCUCCUGUGUGGCUGUGAUUGCUCCUGUGGAGCCUGA
Molecule: messenger RNA, 2358 nt
Organism: Seminavis robusta
Lineage: Eukaryota; Bacillariophyta; Bacillariophyceae; Naviculales; Naviculaceae
Source: the annotation of a GenBank genome assembly